Spinacia oleracea (spinach) is the source of this 4800-nucleotide messenger RNA. RefSeq lists its product as uncharacterized. Lineage: Eukaryota; Viridiplantae; Streptophyta; Magnoliopsida; Caryophyllales; Amaranthaceae. The record is from RefSeq and is a predicted model, not a curated record. The coding region runs from base 981 to 4460 and encodes 1159 amino acids. The transcript is spliced from 5 exons.
CAAGGCCUCCAAAAUAUUUACCACGGCCUUGGUUCAGAUAGAGUUACGAGAUUGACAAAGUGACUUAGUGUGUGACAUUGUACAGAUUGUGGACGUGAUUUUGCAAAUGUGUUGUGGCUCCAAUUUGUUUAUGAUGGAAUAAGGUCCUUAUGUAUGCAAGUAGAAGGACUCUCAUGUUUACUAAGUUGUUAGGUUUAUGGUGGAUUGGUUUGCGAAUAUCUUUUUGGAAGGGAGUUAGUUUGGAAACUUUGUCAUAUCAUGAUCCUCAAUCUAUGUACCUAUAUUAUAUUUCUGAUGUACCUAAAUUUUUCACGCUUCUCGCCAUAGGUGCAUUUAACCUGAUCCUUGCCCUCCAUCUCUCUCUCUCUCUCUCUAUAUAUAUAUUAUAUAUAUAUAUAUACACUACAAAAACAAAGAGCAACCAGGGCGAUAUUAUUUGAGCAAAGAGGGCGAAUUUGUAGUCGCCUUUAAAUGAACAAGCAAUUAGGGCGAGUUCUUGUCGCUGUCUCAUAUAUGAACAAAUAGGGCGACUUGUUUGAGGUUGCCCUUCUUGGUAAUAAUACAAGGGCAAGUUUUAAAAGUCGCCCUGGUUGAUCAAAUAACUAUACGAAAAUAGUAAAACAUGAGAGUUCAACUCGUUCAGCUAUACGAAAAUAAGAAAACAUAAAAAAGAAACUUCAAGAGUUUUCCCCAAAUUCCUUCCAGCCUUCCAGGAGCCAGUGUUCUUCAUUUUCCCUAAAAUCCCAAAUUCGUUUUCCCUAAAAAAUAAAUCAAUAAAUGCUAAGAUAUUUCGUAGCUUCUGAUUCUCUCCCUAAUUUCUUCAUAGAUUAUCCUAAUUUAGUCGAAAGUAAUUGAAUUUCUCAACUUGUUUAAGCUUAGUUCGUAACCUCGGGGGUUUUGUUCGAACUUGUGAUCUUCUGCUGAGAACGAUUGUUGCUGAGAUUUGUUCGAGAGGAGACCGAUUUCUGCUUACUGAUAGCAUGGAUAAUGAUAGGAGUUGGAUGCAUAUUCAAGGGUUGAGCAAUCGGCUACAACCAACUUACCGAAAUGGUGUUAAAAGUUUUCUCGAAUUUGCUUUCAAGGACACAAUCCUUAAUACUGGGGCUAAGAAAAGGUGUCCUUGUUUGAAGUGUCGAAAUUAUAUCGACCAUGAUAGAGAGACAAUGUGUGCCCAUCUUUUCCGAGUAGGAAUAGAGCCUGACUACAAUCCUUGGAUAUUCCAUGGAGAAGAACAAUCCCUAGACAUGGGAAACAUGGAAAUGUCCGAGGAGGAAGGCGAUUGGUUUGAUGAUGAAGAUCCUCUCGUAUCAGAGGAGAUGGCAGCUUUGGUGCAUGAUGCCACAAAUGUAGUGCCCGAGAAUUUGAAUGAGGAAGAAGAAGAGGAUCGUGCUGAGAUUCCUGAUAAAUUUCAUAGGUUGAUGAAAGAUGCAGAAGAAGAAUUAUUCUCGGGUUGUACAACCUUUUCAAGGUUGGAGUUCAUCGUAACUCUCUUACAUAUUAAGGUUAGUGGACAUUGGCCUGAGAAGUCAUUUAGUCUGCUCCUUAAUGAAUUACAAAAGGCCUUCAAUUAUGAUCCAAAAUUUCCAAAGAGCUCCCGUGAAGCCCAGAAGUACACAAAAGAUCUUGGGUUGAAUUAUGUGAAGAUCCAUGCUUGUGUGAAUCAUUGCAUUCUUUAUAGAAAGGAGUAUGAAAAUGCCGAUUCAUGCCCUACUUGUGAGGAGUCCAGAUGGAAAGAAGGUAGUGGUGAAUUUGAUGAUAGUGUCACAUUUUCGGAAUCUCAAGGGACCUCACAACGGAUUCCUAGAAUACCUCGUCUAGUUCUUCGUCAUUUUCCUUUAGUCCCUAGGCUUCAAAGGCUUUUUAUGUCUUCAAAAAUUGCUAAGCACAUGAGAUGGCAUAAGGAUAGGAAGCGAGUUGAUAAGGACGUAUUAAGGCAUCCAUCUGAUUCAAAGGCAUGGGAGAAGCUCGAUGAUUCAUUUCCUGAUUUUGCAGCAGAUCCACGUAAUGUGAGAUUAGGUCUUUCAACUGAUGGUUUCAAUCCUGGUGCACAUUUAGGCACUAAGUACAGUAUAUGGCCAGUCUUUUUAGUGCCAUAUAAUCUCCCACCAUGGAUGUGUAUGACAAGUCCUUACAUCAUGCUAUCACUCUUAAUUCCUGGUCCAAAGUCCCCCGGAAAUGAUAUAGAUGUGUUCUUGGAGCCGUUGAUCGAUGAACUUCAAGAGUUAUGGGAAGUUGGGGUGAAAACUUAUGAUUCACAUAGUCGCCAAAAUUUUAAUAUGAAGGCAGCGCUAUUGUGGACAAUGAGUGAUUUUCCUGCUUACGGGAAUCUGUCUGGUUGGAGUACUUGUGGUAAACUUGCUUGCCCAACAUGUCAUAAGCAUACUUGGCACAAGCGGUUAAAGCAUGGAUCGAAAGAAUGCUUUAAAGGUACUCGUAUGUUCUUGGAACCCGAUCAUAGGUGGAGAAAUGACAAGAAAUCUUUUGAUGGGGAAAAGGAGAGACGACCACCUCCUAUUCCUUUGUCAGGGGAUGAGAUAUUAGAGGCAUUUGAUGGUGUCCCCAAUGUGAUUUUUGGGAAGAAGCGAAAGAGAACCGAUCGAUACUUGUUUGACCAAUGGAAGAAGUUGAGCAUCUUCUUUAGACUUCCUUAUUGGAGUAAGCUUUUGAUAAGACACAACUUAGAUGUCAUGCAUAUUGAAAAGAACAUUUGUGACAGUAUAUUAGGAACAAUACUUGAUAUUCCUAACAAGACAAAAGACACCUUGAAAGCUCGAAAGGAUUUGAAGGAGAUGAAUGUGCAUCAUAAUUUAAUUCCUAUUAAGAUAGGUGAUAAAUAUGCCAUCCCUAGAGCACCAUAUCAGUUGACAUCUAUAGAGAGGCGUAAAGUAUUGGAGUUCUUGUCCAAGGUUAAAGUGCCAGAUGGUUACUCUUCUAACAUAGCUCGAUGUGCAAGUAUGGAAGAUGGAAAAAUCUCAAACAUGAAAAGUCAUGAUUGUCAUGUGUUCUUGCAAGAUUUGCUUAAACCGGCAUUUCAAGGUAUCUUACCUAAGGAGGUGCUAGAACCUUUGGUUGAGCUUAGCUUAUUUUUUAAGCAAUUGUGUUCUAAAAAUCUAAAAAUUGAUGUGUUGGAGAAGAUGGAAAAGAGUAUUGCAAUUACUCUUUGCAAGCUUGAAAAGGUAUUUGUUCCGGCUUUCUUUGAUAUUAUGGUCCACCUUCCAAUCCACUUGGCCAAUGAGGCCAAGAUAGCUGGCCCAGUGCAGUAUCGUUGGCAAUAUCGGUUUGAAAGGGAAAUGCACACAAUGAAACCUACUGUGAGUAACAAAGCACAACCAGAAGGCUCGAUAGCUAAUGCACGCAUAAUGGAAGAAUGUCUUUCCUUUAUAUCUAGAUAUCUAAAUGGGAUUGAGACCAAGUUCAAUCGCAUGAGUAGAAAUGACAUGGAUAGGCAAGAAUCUCUGUUGUUUAAGUUAUCAGUUUUCCAAAAGAAGGGGAAUCCACUAGGCAAAAGAACAUUUAAGCAAUUGAGCUUUUUGGAUUGGAAGCAAGCUCAAUUGUAUGUUCUGAUGAAUUGUCAAGAAGUACAACCAUUUAUAGGAGAGUACACCACUAUACAUGGGCCAAAACCAAGUCUAGUUGAUUGGUUUCGAUCUCAGAUUUGGAAGCUUUACACGGAGGGGGAUCCAAGAGUAACAACUGAGUUACUAUCAUUGUCACGAGGCCCGAGUAAGAGUGUGAAAAGCUAUCAAGGAUACUAUGUAAAUGGGUAUCGCUUUCACACUAAGAAGCGUCAAAGAAGGCGAAAGACGCAAAAUAGUGGAGUAAUUGUUAAAGGAGAUGCAGAGAGUGGAGAAAAGGACUUCUUCGGGGUUUUGAAAGAAGUCAUAGAACUUGAAUAUGAUGCACCAAAUAGUGGGGAUACAGAACCUAUUGUGGUGUUAUUUCGAUGUGUUUGGUUUGAUGUUUAUCGGCGAGGGAUAAAAAGAGAUAAGUUUGGCGGCGUAAGUCUCAAUUUCAAAAAGUUCUUAGGGACCAAUGAGCCAUUUGCUAUGGCAUCUCAAGUAGGGAAAGUUUAUUAUGUUAGGGCACAUAAUGAGCCAGAUUGGAGAAUUGUUAUUAAGACUGUCCCUCGUAAUUUCUACAAUUUCCCUAUUGUUGAGGUAGAUGGCUCCGAUGAUGAUCAUGACGACGUUGGAUUGGACUUUGAAGUACCAAAUUCAGUGGAAGGUGAUGGAGAUGAUGGAGAUGAUGAUGAUGAUGAUGAUGUUCUCUUACCAAGAAAUGAUGUUCCUCCAGAGUUGGUGAAUGCAAGUGAUUUUGAGUUGGAAAAUGAGGUUGUGAAUGAAGAGGAAGAAGAAGAAGAAGAUAGUGAGCAAGAUGAGCAACGUGAGCUAGACGAUGAAGAAGAAGAAGAAGAAGAAGAAGAAAUCCCUGGGGGCUUGUAUGACUUGGACAGUGAAUAACUCAUCGGCUUGCUGCUAAGGAGCUUUUUUGUUUCUCAUUUAUGCUACUAGUUAUAUGUAUUCAGGACCUAAUUUGAAUUGGUUAAUCUUUAAUGGAACUUAAUAUUUCUUAUUGUUUGUCCAUUACAUAAAUUCCUAAUUUAUAAGUCUUGUUCCUAAUUUCAAUCUGUUUGCAUCUUGUUUUGACCUUAAUAUCUGCCCCUCCUUUACUUUCUGGUUUAGUUGUUUGCAUCUGGUUUUGACCUUAAUAUUACAUAAAUUUCUAAUUUAUAGGUCUUGUUCCGUUGUUUUCAGGAGUUGAUUUGAUGGCUUCUAGCUCAAGAAAUUUGCCCGAAGGUGA